Molecule: messenger RNA, 5333 nt
Organism: Hippocampus zosterae (dwarf seahorse)
Lineage: Eukaryota; Metazoa; Chordata; Actinopteri; Syngnathiformes; Syngnathidae
Product: pleckstrin homology-like domain family B member 1
Exons: 27
Coding region: 700-4683 (1327 amino acids)
Biological process (GO): regulation of microtubule cytoskeleton organization
Cellular component (GO): basal cortex
Molecular function (GO): protein binding
Source: RefSeq, a predicted model, not a curated record
UUUGGCUGUGAUGACUAUAAUUUCCAACAGUGGACUUUUCAACUGUGACAAAGCACAAAUCUGGGUUGAUACACGACAGUGUCUGCUUCACACAUGCCUCGCUCAACUUGGACAGAAUGUCGAUUCAAACAUGUUAGAAGUUCUUGUAGAUGUGAUAAAAGUCAUGAAAUCUAGGGGCCAAAACCGCAUAAAGAGACCAUGGGUUGGGAUUUAACAAUAGCAUAGGAAAUAAUAGGUGAGGCGAGCGAGGGCUGGAAAGAGGGAUGGGCCUGGCAGAAAGAUGCAUGUGGAUGCACUGAGCGGAACCCAACAUAUUUUCCUCGUCUGGAAGAAAGGGGGACUUGUAAGGAUUCGAGCGGCUGUCUCGUCUGGUUUGUCCAUCAUCUUUCAUCUAAAUCGCUUCGCAGGCAACAGGAUGAUGCUGCCAGCCAGAUUGGGUGCUUUGCCAACCUAAAGUACACUUGAAGCAGGUGGAAUCACCUCAUUUCCGAGAAGUUGAGAACAUGAGCUUGAAGCAACAUGAAUGGACUCUUUUGUUUUGAGUUGACAUGCUAUUCAGACUGCCUUUGGAACUCAUGCAUCCAGUAAGGCACUGUUGAGGAAUUACGCCGGAUGAAGAAUUUGCUAACCAGGAUUAUGAGGUGCACACAUGCCUGAGAGCAUCAGGUGUCUGAUAAUUCGGACAUCAGCCCAGCAAACAUGGAACGGAGUGGCGGGGCUCGAUCGGAGCGUGGCCGAGAGACACACCAAGUCCUGCAGGGUACUCCUUUAGACCUGAUUGAAACCGGCAAGUCUCUGAAAGUCCAGGCGGAGCGCCCUCACCUGGUCAGUUUGGGAAGUGGACGCUUGAGCACAGCAAUCACCUUGCUCCCACUGCAGGAAGGGAGAACCACACUGGGCAGCGGAGGCACAGACAUCUCUUUACUGGGCCCCGGAAUUAAAGCUCAUCAUUGCUACAUUGAAAACAAGGAGGGGACUAUUACCUUAUACCCAUGUGGGAACCAAUGCGCCGUAGAUGGACUCCCCGUCACCAAACCCUAUCGUCUCUCACAAGGCUGCAUGCUGUGUUUUGGUCAAUCAACCUUUUUCCGCUUCAACCAUCCAGAAGAGGCCCUGAGGAUGAAGAACAUGCUACCAGGAGGAAGCCCAGCACUAUGCACAUCAAGAACGCAACAUUCUGACUCCCAUAGCAUCUUGAAUGGGACCCAUCAAUCUUUUUCCAGCAACGGCAGCUCAAAAAUCAGCACCUCAGUGAAGGACAUCCAUUGGAGUCUCUCACAGAAGGUGCCGUCUUCCCCCCAAACAGCUAAAGCGUUACUUUCUCAGCCUUCUCAGAGUGUGUUGAAUGGUAGAAGCAGCACCACGAGAGAAGAGAACUGCAGCUCUGUGGGAAACGCUCCACUUGUACCUCCCCGGUCCAGCAUCCCUGUGCCUCAACCACGCACAUCCCUCUCCAUGACCUCAAGUUGCGCUAGCGAUGGACAGCAAACACAGGACAGCCCAAAGCUUCUGAGGAAUGUCAGGGCAGAGGUCACGUCAAGCCCCACACUGCUCAGCAGGGGGUCCGGACAGGGCAUAAGUCACAACUCUUCACCGGUAGCUCCAUCCAGCCCUCGAGUGAGAGGUUCCUUCCUCCAGAAGAGACACCCAAGUCCUAGGCGAGAACCGCUUCGGACUCCCGAGUCGACCGGAUCCACGAGCCUUCCUCCUCUGAGUCCUUACAUGUCCCGCAGAGGACCUCCAGGAUCGCAGAGUCUGACCAACAAAACCAUCCAGCAGAGCCCGAAGACCCAUCGCAAACCCGCAGCCCCCUCUAAGGCUGAGGCCAUGAGGGUGUUGUACUCCCAGAAUCCAUCCCCUGUAACCGCACUGGAGAGUGGAAGCCAACACCAGACUAACACCCUCAUCCCAGGUCCUCUGUACGGCUCAUCUCCUGCCACGAGCCCCCGCAGCCGAAGAAAGCCCUCUUGCGAGAAUAUCGGAUCAUCCGGCAACGACUCCGCGUUCAUGAAACCGUAUUCUCGGGAGCGCAAGAACAGCAUAUCUGCCAUUAGCGACAAUGAGGAUGAACUGCUGGAGUACCACCGCUGGCAGAGAGAGGAGAGGCUACGUGAGCAGGAAACGGAGAAGCUGGAGCGACAGAGGCUGGAGACCAUCCUGAAUUUGUGCGCAGGCUAUAACCACGAGGACAGCGCGGCGGAGCUGGCGGAAGUCGUGAGGAGCGGGCUGCUAAGAGGGGGAAGAGGUGCAGGUGGUGACAUGCAGACGGGGAAAGAGAACGAUGAGGAGGCGCAGGCAGAGGAGUCGAGCAGCACCGAGAGCACACAUCAAGAGUGCGAGGAGUUGUCAGCCGGUCAGGAGCAGAUGUACCUGGAAGAGGAGAGGAGCAAGAUGUUGUCCAGGGUGGAUGACCUGAGGCACAGAGUCAGCGAGCUGGAGCAGCAGCUGAAAGAAACCAAACAAGAGGUGCAGAUGGAACAGGCUCUGCUGCAGGCCGAGAGGCAGGCAGAGCAGGAACAGGCCAACGCCGAACGGGAGCUCAUUUCUCAGCUGCAGCUCAAACUUAGCCAGUUGAACAAGGCCACGCAGAGCGAGAAGGAAAAGGGGAGAGCUAAUGUCUCGACUGAGCGGAAGGUCCUGGAAAAGCAGAGGAAUGAGUACAAUGAGCUGAAGAGGCAGUUUGAUAGUUGCCCCUUGUCUCUAAGAGAACAGUUACAGGAGCAGCUCAGCAGGAAAGCUGAAGCUUUGGAAGCCGGCACAAAGCAAUUUGAGGAACUGGAGUUCUGCCAGCUGGAGGAGGAGAGCAGUCUAGAAGAGCGAAAGGAGACCCAGUCCUUGCAGUUUCUUCGGGAGCAAACCGAGUAUCACUGCAGCGUGGCCAAGAGGAAGGAGAAAAUGGCUACUUUGGAUGCUCAAGUGAAGCAACUGGGCGUACAAGCCACUCACGACUGUGACAGGAUGGCGAAAGAAAGAGAGGCCACGCUGCAGAUGCUUCACAAGGAGCAGGAUAGAUUAUGCGCCCUGGAGAACAGAUACCACAGCAUGACCGGUGGUAGGAAUUUCCCAAAGAGCAACAACAAAAUGAAAGAGGAUUUACUCCAUAUCAACGAACCCGAGCUUGUUUAUGAGGACUACACCUCUCGUAGCCUUUGUCCUUCCUCUACCUUACACGUCCCUCCCUCUGAAGUCUACCCUGUUAGGCUGCAGGAGGAGUACCUCAGGAUGUCUGAUGUCUUUAAGAUGUAUGGAAACGCUUGCGUGCACCCUCCCUCUUCUUCCCCCGCUGCCCUUGACUCCCUUCCCCUUGCUGUCCCUGACGCUGUGCCAUGUGAGGACUACAUCACGGUCGGCCAGUUAAGCCGCAUCAUUGGCGUGCGGAGGUUCGAUACUCCCUCGUCCUCAUCUAUUGCAUUAUUCCAACUUGCCUCCUCUGACUCCACAUGCCACUCAAGUGGCCCUACCUCCCUUCUCUCUGCAAAGAGCCAGCCUGAGCUAAGCAGGAAUGCAAUGCCUCCUAUUAACCUUGAGCGCUGGUACCAGGAGAUCAUGGCUGCAGGGGAACCUCGAUCAUGUCCUCCGCCGUUGCCCGCCAAAUCUUUUUCUGCACGCAGGCACGGGCAGAUUCGAGUGAGGUGCAAACGGCAACAGCAAUGCCGACAAGGCCCUGACAUCAAGUUGCUGAAGUCCAAAUCGGACGGUGAAGUUGGUCACACGGCAUCACGUCCUCCUGUCAGCUCUGUGCCCACUGCGCCUCAAGCCACUCUUACGCGUGAUAAAACCUCCAAGGGAUUACAGUUAAUACUGAAAGAGGUGUCAAACCCAUUGGACAUGGACUCCAGGAAGCUGCAUAAAGAGCCGUCUCCCACAGUCCAUCACUCGAUCCUGCAUCAUCAGUGUCCCCCUAGCGGCAACCAGGCAUAUGACACCUUGAGCCUGGAGAGCUCAGACAGCCUGGAGACCAGCAUCUCCACCAGCAACUCAGCAUGCACCCCGGAAAGUGCUUCCGGGUUGGAGACCCAGAGGUUAGAAGAGAUGGAGAAGAUGUUGAAGGAGGCACAGCAAGAGAAAGCCAGGCUCAUUGAGAACCGAGAGAGGGAGGCGCAGACUCGGCGGCUUCUGCUGGAGGAGGAGCGGAAGAGGCGCGAGGAGGCCGAGAGGCGGCUUCUGGAUGAGACGGCCCACAGGAGGAGGCUGGUGGAGGAAGAGGUGAAGAUGAGGGAGAAACACUUUUCGCAGGCCCGUCCGAUGACGCGCUACCUGCCCAACCUGAAGGAGGAGUUUGAUUUGCGCGCUCACGUGGAGUCGUCGGGCCACAGUAUCGACACGUGCCCCUUUGUCAUCCUCACGGAGAAGAUGUGCAAGGGUCAUCUGGUCAAGAUGGGCGGCAAAAUCAAAUCGUGGAAGAAGCGCUGGUUCGUUUUCGACCGCCUCAAGAGGAAUUUCUGUUACUACGUGGACAAGCAUGAGACCAAGUUGAAAGGACUCAUUUACUUCCAGGCCAUUGAAGAGGUUUAUUAUGAUCACUUACGAAUUGCUACCAAGAGCCCCAACCCAUCUCUGACCUUCUGUGUGAAGACUCACGACCGCCUUUACUACAUGGUGGCGCCAUCCCCGGAGGCCAUGCGGAUCUGGAUGGAUGUCAUAGUAACGGGCGCCGAGGGCUACACGCAAUUCAUGAGCUGAGGGACCUUGGUGGAAGGAUGACAGAGGGGGCGCGAAACCUGAAAGCCAGCCGGCAUGCCGCAGCGAGGACGGAAGGUGAAAUGGACGUCACAAGGACAUCGAUGAUGCCAAGGCCUGCCGGGCCGCUGAGGGCUUUAACUCCUGACAGAAGUACACGAAAAGAAUUCAUGAGGGGGAUCAGCCGGCGUGGGGGAGCACUUUCCCCCCCCAUCCGCGGCAUUCUCUUUCGUCAAGAAUCUGUGAGAAUUUACAACAAUGUUUUAUGGAAACACUUUAAGAAAGCCGAUCCUUUAGAUAGAAGUGUUGUCACUCGAAAGUUCUUUUUGUUUGUUUUAAUAUCUAUACAAUUUUGUAUUUCCGGUUGUGCUACUUUUAAUCAAAUUUUAAACACUACCAUGUAAAGGGAAAGUACUAUAUAAAUAUAAAUACAACUUUUUUUUAUGUAGCUUAAUCAUUUGCAACUUGCUGCCAGGUAAUUUGUAUACUGCAGCUUUGACAUCAGGAAGAAAAUAUUAUAAUUAUAACAUGUCUGUAUUCUACACAAAUAUGUACAAAAGUAAUGCAGAUUACAUUUUAAAGUCUUAUAAUAUAACUUUGUAACUACAUCUACCUAUGUAAAAAAAAGAAAAUAAAAAUAUACGGUUCUUCUU